This is a messenger RNA of Paramisgurnus dabryanus, 3182 nucleotides long. It is a transcript of the gene alg13, whose product is annotated as ALG13 UDP-N-acetylglucosaminyltransferase subunit. Gene Ontology annotation, molecular function: K63-linked deubiquitinase activity; cysteine-type deubiquitinase activity. Lineage: Eukaryota; Metazoa; Chordata; Actinopteri; Cypriniformes; Cobitidae. Gene Ontology annotation, biological process: protein deubiquitination. The record is from RefSeq and is a predicted model, not a curated record.
GCCGAGAGGAAACUUUCCACCUUCGCUGUGUUUUUCGCUGUCAUGCGGAAAGCGCUGUAUAGGCUUAUGUGUUGUUUUUUAUUCACAAUUUCUUUAAGAUGCAGAAAGCACUAAAGAAGUAUUUUGUAAACAUGGACGAGUAUCUUGCCAGCAUCGGUCUUUACCGAAAGAUGAUGGCGAGAGACGCGUCGUGUCUGUUUCGAGCUGUUUCUGAGCAGCUUUAUUACUCUCAGAAUUACCAUCCGAGAAUACGAAAAGAGUGUGUCAACUACAUGAGGGCAAACAGAUGCAACUUUGAGCCUUUUGUUGAAGGUUCCUUUGAGAAGUAUUUGGAGCGUUUGGAGGAUCCAAAGGAAACUGCAGGUCACGUGGAGAUAAAUGCUUUGUCUUUACUGUACAGGCGGUGCUUUGUCAUUUACAGGUAUCCAGGUAAGCCGCCAACAGAGAUUGCAGAUGAAGAAAAUUUGCCUAAGAUUAUGCUGUGUUGCUCAAACAAUGGUCACUAUGACAUUGUAUAUCCCAAGAACUAUCCAGUGGAUGCUGCAGUAUGUCAGGCUCUGUUGUACGAGUUGUUAUACACUCGUGUUUUGGGUGUUGAGGAGGACGAGCUUCAGACGGCUCUGGAGGGCUUCAGAGGAGGGGGCCGGAGAUACAGGAACAGUCAUUCUAUGUGCAGUGAGGACGCUGGUUAUGACGCUCCAGAUGAACGCACUCAGAGAGAGGAAUGGGAGCCGAAUGGACAAAACCGCUCCGAAGACAAAGCCAAAGCUGGAGUUGAGGACCAGAAGGUUGUAGAAGGGUCAAGCAAACUGGCUCUGCCCUACAAGGUGCUGAAAGCUUUAGAGCCUGAGCUCUACCGUAACGUUGAAUUUGACGUUUGGCAAGACAGUCGCAAAGAGCUUCAAAAGACUGAUUAUAUGGUGUUUGCUGGCAGGCAAUACUUUUUGGGAGAUAAAUGUCAGGUCCGUUUGGAUCCAAAAGGGAAGUAUUACAAUGCUUUCAUACAGGAGGUUGGGACCCACACCACUGCUGUGACCGUGUUCAUUGAGGAACUUGGAGAAAAGCACCUUGUUCCUUUGACCAAUCUGAAGCCAGUGAAUCCAGUGCCAGCCUGGAACAUCACACCAAGCAGAAAAGGAAACUCCUACAACCAUCAAGAGCAGUAUGCUGGAGAACUAGAUCCGGAGAUGCGUGGCCGACGACGGUUCUUCAGGAAGUCUCGUGGUAAAGAGAUGUUGAUGGCAGUGUCCUACAGCCGUCCUCAGCCUGGCCUGCCCCCUCGCCUGCAGCCCGCCCCUGGUAACAUUCAUCCCAUACGUUCUCCUGGAUUGCAUGGUCCCGCUCCACCUCCCGCAGGUCUGGCCUAUGAACAUUACCGACCACACCCGCCACCCAGACCACCGAGGGGAUACGGACCACCCAGAAGUUCGGCCCGAUUCCUAAACAGGCACCAUUUUAUCGGACCAGAGAUGGCCUAUUAUCCCGGUCCAAGCAAGCGCUGCUACCAGAGUUUCGAUAACUACUCAUACAGGUCUCGAAGGAGCAGACGCCAGAUGCACUCUCUGAAUAAAGAGUGUCUGAGCUGCGUUCCCGAGCCAGGAGAGGAAACUCAGGACAUGGAGGGAAGCAUCACCUUCUAUGAGAUUGAGGAGACUGAUGAGAGUGCCUUUACACCAAUACCAGGUCAGGCUGUCCCCAGUGCCAUGGUGGCAGGAGCCACUGCUUACUGGGUGCCCAGAGUCCCCAGUCCCAUCCCUCCAUCAGGCAAACAGCCCAUGACAUCAUCAGAGGAGGACCCUGAUGAAAGAAGCACUGCUGGUGACCAAGGUGAAUACUCUGAGGAGUACAUCUACGCUACCUCAGAAGCAGGAUUUCAAAGCCCAUCAGUAUAUGCUGCUGCAGCGGAGGCCACCACCAAUUUGACCAUUCAAGAAGGAGGUUCUCGCGCUGGUUCGCCACAAGAGGGUGUUGCUACCUACAGUUACUCUCAACAGGUGGUUGUGAAGUCAUCAGUCAUCUCUUCCUCUCAGCCAAUCAACUCGGCCCCGGCUGCAAUCUUCACCUCAAACUCCUCCCCUUCUUCCUCCGGGAGCUCCCAGACGCCCCCGAAUCCCCUGCAGCCCAACAGCAUCCUUACUCCGGGACAGCCACCACCCCAGAAUGUUCUAGGCAGGCCUGUUCCUUGGUUCGUGAAUGAACUGGGUGAGCCGGUUGCCAUGGCACCACCUCCACCCUAUUCUUAUGACCCUAAUGGUGGUGACCUUCCAAGAGACUGCAAAGUGCUCCAAUACUACUACAACCUGGGGGUUCAGUGGUACCAGCAGACAUACUGGAACUCUAUGGUGCACAUGCAGCAGGUGUAUCCACAGCCGGGCACAGACGCUCAGUACCAGGCAUACCAGAGCACAGUUCCCGAUCACACCGUCCCCCAGGCGUAUCCUGAGCCCGUCCGCACGUGUCCUCAAGGAGACCCAUCCAGCAACGGCACCCCUCUGGUGAUGGAGCCCCCACCCCAGGUGAUCCCCGGCACGGUCUUCUACCCCAUGGUGCAGGAGCAGUGCGGCCAGCCACCCCUCCACCCUACCUAUGAGCCAUACGUACCCGUGCUCUCUACAACUUACCACUACCUCACGCCCUGGACACCCGGCGCAGGCCAGCACCCGCGUGUCCACCACUCCGCUUACUGCCCUUCUUCUUCCCACACCCCUGUAAAUUACAUCACUGCCCCGCCCCACCCCACCCAUCUGUCACAUUCACAGUUUGUCUAAGUCUCGUUUUACUGCUUUAAAAAAGUUCUAGUUUGUGUUGUUCAGUUACAUCAGUAUUGUUUAAGCAGAAAAAUGGUUAUUCAGGGUCCUGCAGUGUUACCCGUUAGGUAAAACAGAAAAGGAAAAGGGCAGAUAUGCGUUUACCACCCCGCACGUCUAUUCCCGAAUCAACCCCAUUUCACACUAAUGUCAUAAUGUUGGACUUUCCCCAUUAUUUGAGGAUUUUAAAAGUUCACUCGAUUCUACAUGUAAUUGGAAAUCCCAUCACAUUUGUUUUUACAAAUGUAUGUUUGCACGAUUUCAGUAUGGAGCAGUUUAGCGACACACCAGGAGUUCAAACCUUAGGAAACCAUUGUCUGUUGUUUUUUCUAUGUAAAAAAAAUCACUUAUUAUAGCUGCACGAAUAAAAAAUAA